AUAAGUUUUUGCAAGAGUACAUAACUGUGUAGUUAUGUACUCUUGGUUUUUGGUAUUGCACUUGCCAAUGCACAUUCCUUCCUACGUCAUUAACUUUUGUUGUCUGUGUUUCCCUUCUCCCAUGUGCCCCUGGCCCGGUUGACGCUGCCGCGCCGGCGGACUGGAUCUGUGCAUGGACGUCUACCUGGUCUACGCUCGUCGUGCAAUAACGGAACGCAGGAACGGAAAGAUUGGCGGCGCAGGAGAGGCGUCCGCCCUCGAGAACGACACAGAAACGGCGAUUGGGUGCCUGAAGGCACUGGAUAUGUCGGCCGCUGACGCAGAGCGGCUGUUUGAGUGGGCACCGGACGGGAGUGAUGCCCCAUGUACACCGCCAAUAAUCGCCGCCCCCCACCAGGCUCAGCAAGAGCAGCGGCAGCGGCAAGAGGAGGAGGAGAAGCGGCGGCAGCAGCAGCAGCAGCAGCAAGCACAACAGCAAGCCCAGCAGCGGGAGAAAGAGGCGCAGCAGCUGUGGCGCGAGUCUCAGGUGCGGGGCCGGGCUGAAGCCAAGAAACGUCAGCUGCAAGUACAGGAGCGACGGCAGCAAGCACUGGAGGCAAAGCGCCAAUGGCACGAGAGGGAAGAGGGGCGGCAGGAGGAGCGGCGGCAGAAGCAGCAGCAGCAGGAGCAGCAGCAGCGGCGGCAGUUUGAAGAAGAGGAGGAGCACGUCGGUGCAUCGCACCACGCACCAGGAACACACCAGCCCCAGCACCAGCACCCGCAAAGUCGUGGGGGGAGGAGACGGCGGAGGUGGGCAGGCGGGCCUAUGGUUUCGCCCACCCAUUCUUAUCAUGGGCAGAUAAUCAAUAUCCACAAUGUGUACACUGGGCGGCAGCCAAGGAAUCGGGGACGGGGACGUGGACGUGGACGUGCCAGUGAAGUGGAGAGGUCGGCGUAGUUGUGCGGCGGGGAAGGCGAAAUGCACGACCUUGUUGGAAAU
Molecule: messenger RNA, 979 nt
Organism: Sycon ciliatum
Lineage: Eukaryota; Metazoa; Porifera; Calcarea; Leucosolenida; Sycettidae
Product: nuclear transcription factor Y subunit beta-like
Exons: 4
Coding region: 173-937 (254 amino acids)
Source: RefSeq, a predicted model, not a curated record